Messenger RNA from Exophiala xenobiotica, 1977 nucleotides. RefSeq lists its product as uncharacterized. Bases 1 to 1977 code for a protein of 658 amino acids. Gene Ontology annotation, molecular function: mRNA binding; N6-methyladenosine-containing RNA reader activity. Gene Ontology annotation, cellular component: nucleoplasm. NCBI's taxonomy places the organism in Eukaryota, Fungi, Ascomycota, Eurotiomycetes, Chaetothyriales, Herpotrichiellaceae. Gene Ontology annotation, biological process: regulation of alternative mRNA splicing, via spliceosome; mRNA splicing, via spliceosome. The record is from RefSeq and is a predicted model, not a curated record. The transcript has 4 exons.
AUGGCUCUUUUCUGGGUCCAGCAAUACUAUACUCUUCCUGUUAUAUUUGAGGGUUUAGCGAUGGGUGAUGAACCACUUCUUCCCCCAAAUCUCCUACCGAACGAGAACGAAGAAAACCUAAGAGAUCCAUCCCCACAACACUCGGUACCAGGUGCCAGACAGUCAAGGGAGACCAGCAACAUGGAGUUCGAACAAUAUCCUCGACAACAAUUCGGCAUGGGUCACUUUCCUGGUGCCGGUGCUCUCGACAUGUCUAAUAUGGCAACGGCAUUGCCGGAUUAUCAGAUGCGACCAUUCCAACAGCCCCCGUUUCCGCACCAUUACCAGUCUCCAGCUGUCGCCAAUCAGUCUAUGAUGUACCAGUAUAAUCAGGGCGCGCAGUUUGCUGGUCAAACUGCCGGUAAUUACACUCAUACUUUCGGUCAACAAUAUCCUUCGCAGUACAUGCAAGGGACUCCGCCGCGACAGCAACAUCCGGCAUAUCCACAAUUCAUAGGCACCCCAGGGGGAGUCACCGCUCAGCCUUUCCAGAACCAAGGGUUCAUGAUGCAACAGCCCAUGGUUUCUACGUCCAACACACCACCCCAGCAUCAGCAACAAGGAGGAUACCCUCAACCUUUCACCAACCCGGCGUACGCAAGCGCGUACGCUGCCAGAGUCGCGGCGGCAUACCCAAUUCCCCAGUUGCGCUUGGACAGUAGCUUGGCCCAGCCACAGCAACACAAUUUCUACCAACAGACACAGAGUCAAGCCGUGCGGCGAACCAGCUCGAAUUCUUCUCUACAGACGUCCGCGCUCAGAGGGCCACCCAGAAAACCAAAGCAAUCUGGUCAUGCACUAUGGGUAGGCAACCUGCCUCCUACGACGCACAUCAUCGACCUCAAGGAUCAUUUCUCCAAGGACGCAACAGACGACAUUGAAAGCGUUUUUUUGAUCUCCAAAAGUAACUGCGCUUUUGUCAACUACAAAACAGAAUCCAGCUGUGCAGCUGCAAUGACCCGCUUCCAUGAUUCUCGGUUCCAAGGGGUACGGCUGGUUUGCAGACUGCGUCGCGGAAGCUCUUCUACGGCGACCGCAACCCCGACCCAGUCGCAGAGUCAGCCAGCGGCACCUGCACCAGAUGAGGUUGUUGAGGGUGGAGCGAGGCAAGAAGAAUCCAGCUCUGAGCAACCUAUAAUCGACGGUGACGCCGUCACGGCCGAGCCAGAGGCAAUAGAGAAGGUCAAGGAGAAAUUCUUCGUGGUCAAAAGCUUGACGGUCGAAGAUCUGGAGCGCAGCGUUCACAGUGGCGUUUGGGCCACUCAGGCGCACAACGAAGAUGCCCUCAACAGGGCUCACAAGUCUGCCGAGAAUGUCUACUUGAUCUUCUCUGCCAACAAAUCUGGCGAGUAUUUUGGUUAUGCCAGAAUGGAAUCGGCCAUCGACGACGAGUCGGCAGCCAGCAUUGACUACCAACCAAGAGCCGCCGAAAUUCCCGACCCAAGUCCCUCGGACCUUCCUCUGACCAUCCCCACACCAGCAACAGCGACCGCACCCAAAGGACGAAUCAUCGACGACUCUGCCAGAGGGACCAUCUUUUGGGAAGCAGAGAGCGAGGCACAAGAGAAAGAAUCACAGAACCCAGAGGACGAUGGCAACGUGUCGGGCGAGGGCUAUGAGUCAGGCAGUCCCGCAACGCCGCAAACGUUCGGCAAGCCCUUCAAGAUCAAGUGGAUGUCGACGGACCGACUCCCUUUCUACCGGACUCGAGGUCUCAGGAACCCUUGGAAUGCCAAUCGCGAGGUCAAGAUCGCACGAGAUGGCACCGAGAUCGAACCAUCGGUCGGAAGAAGGCUGGUCAGCAUGUUCCACCGUCCUCAGAUGCCGUCUGCCAGUCCCAAUGCUGCCAGACAACAACCUCUUCCAGGGUCUGGUGUGGGCGGUUUCAUGUCCCCACAUGCUUCUGCUCCUGGUGGCAUGUAUGGACGAUCUUACUGA